This is a messenger RNA of Gryllus bimaculatus (two-spotted cricket), 362 nucleotides long. The record is from the annotation of a GenBank genome assembly. Lineage: Eukaryota; Metazoa; Arthropoda; Insecta; Orthoptera; Gryllidae.
ACAGGACACCUCACGGACUGGAGGACGUGUCAAUGUAUCCGGAAUUGUUUGCUGAGUUGCUGCGCACGGGCCAUUGGACUGUGGAAGAUCUCAAGAAGGUGGCAGGGCUCAACCUGUUGCGCGUCUUCAAGAAAGUGGAGAAGGUGUCGUCGGGGUGCCGCCGGGGCGACGUUAGUGUGUCAGGCGACGUCAUCUCGUCGUCCGAGCUGCGUGACGUCCUCGAGGCGUCAUCCACGGGUCGUCGAGGUGGCGUCGGGACAUGGUCGGAGCGUCAUCAGGUUGUAGGCACGGCGUCAUCAGGGCGUCGCCCGGGUGUUGCGAGGCGCCCUAAAGGUGCUGUCAGCAAGCCGCCGUCGGUGUGA